AUGUUUUUCCAAGCGAAUAACGAGUAAACCAUCCUACAAUGUGUUUAGUAGAUUGGACCUGCUGUUGGAGCUUAGUAAAUGCUUAAAUGGGAAUUCAAGCAUGCUUAAGAGGCUAUUGACAGUGGAGUUUAUAUUACAUGGGUUUGCGAUGAUUAAUCAAAAGGAGAUUGCUUUAGAAUCGGUUCUCAAUCUAAUUGCUUCUGUGGACAUCGAUUUAGCUCUCAUGAGCUGAUAUUGAAGAAAGCUCAAAAGACUAAUUGUAAGGAUUGUAAGUGUGCUGAAUUUAAAUUCAUGCCUCGAAGGCCUGAGGAAAUAGGACAGGGUCAUUUGCCUAGAAGAAAAGGUUUUGACAUCAAUGUAUGGAGACCAUCAUGCAAAUGCAAGCAUACUCAUGAACAGCAUACACCUGUUAAACCCUUUAAAUGCAAAGCUUGUGGUUGUGGACAAUUUGUUUCUGAUUUCGCUUGUAUAAAUUGCGAAAUGAAGUAUGAGGAUCAUUUCACAGUUUUCGAGCUUGAGAAAGAAAGAAAAGCAGCCAAGAAAGCUAUUAGAGAGGACUUCAUGCCUUUGGCUACAUCUCCCGAGAUACAGCAAGAGGUGAUGAAGAAAUUAAAACUAGAUGGUAGAACUGCCGAAGAGAGAUUUCUUGAAGAAAUUAAGCGAGGGGAUUAAGAAGAAUCUAAGCAGAUAGUACUUACUCUGUAGGAGGACGGGGCUGGGGGUAUUGCUCAGAGACCUUAAGUGCAAUAUAUAAUUGAAAGAAAGUAAAACUUUGCCCCAAAGCAAAACUUAGCUAAACCUGAGAAAUCAAUUUAGCUAAUGCAAUAGAGAGGGAUAGCCGGACUUGGAAAUACUACAAAUUAGACUGCAAAUACUGUAACGAUGAAGCCAAAAACUACAUCUGUACCAAAAGCUGGGGGAUUUAUGAAAUCCUCUGUGCCUAAAAUGUAAUGA
This is a messenger RNA of Stylonychia lemnae, 954 nucleotides long. The record is from the annotation of a GenBank genome assembly. Lineage: Eukaryota; Ciliophora; Spirotrichea; Sporadotrichida; Oxytrichidae.